Messenger RNA from Ostreobium quekettii, 2391 nucleotides. Lineage: Eukaryota; Viridiplantae; Chlorophyta; Ulvophyceae; Bryopsidales; Ostreobiaceae. The record is from the annotation of a GenBank genome assembly.
AUGAGGGCGGUCCAGCGAGACUAUGUUUCGGACCCGGGCCUAGCCCACGGGCGGCCGGAAUGGUUCUGGACGGGCAGGGCGCCUGACGCGCCGACGCCGGGGGUGCUGGCCGACGGGACGAUGACGUCGAUCAGGAUGCCCAACCUCAACGAGUGUACCAAGCAGGGCGUGCUGGACUACUUCGACAACACGUGGUGCCUGACCGAGGUGCUGUUCUCCUCGCUGCAAGGUGAGGAGGCCUUCUACCGCCUGCCGUACCACAACCUGCGCCACCCCAUGAUCUUUUACUACGGCCACCCUGCGGCCCUGUACAUCAACAAGCUGCGAGUGGCGGGCCUGCUGAAGGAUCCCGUCAACACUUACUACGAACACAUUUUCGAGACUGGUGUGGACGAGAUGUCGUGGGAUGACAUGUCGAAGAACGAAAUGGAAUGGCCUCCCGUUGCAGAGGUCACGGAAUAUCGCAGGAAGGUGUACAGAAUAGUUCAUAGAGUUAUAGAGGACUGGCCCUUCGAGACACCGACUUCGUGGGAAUGUCCUAUGUGGUCAGUCUUCAUGGGCAUGGAGCAUGAGCGCAUCCAUUUAGAGACUUCCUCAAUGUUGUUGAGGGAGCUGCCCUUGCGCCUGCUGAAGAGGCCACAAGCGUGGCCUGCCUACCACCCCGCUCUGAUGGACUCUGCCAACAGGAAGUCGCCUGUGAACAAGUUCAUCGAGUGCCCCACUGGGGAUGUGACCUUGGGGAAGGCACAUGACUGGCCGACGUUCGGGUGGGACAAUGAGUACGGCCAGCGCGAGUUUUGCGUGAAGGACUUUUCAGCAACGGCAUUGCUUAUAAGCAAUGGCGAAUUUUUGGAAUUUGUUCGAGAGGGCGGCUACAGCACGUCCUCCUAUUGGUCUGAGCAAGGCUGGAAGUGGAGAUCGUUCAGAAACGCAAAGUGGCCAACAUUCUGGGAGCCAGUGGGACCAGCAGGACUGCAUCAGUACAUGCUUCGCCUUCUGUUCGAAACUGUCGAGUUGCCGCUGGCCGCACCAGCCGUUGUUAAUCACCACGAGGCGAAGGCCUACUGCGGCUGGCUGUCAGCCAAAGAGGGCCUGACAGGACAUGCUGCCUAUCGCCUCCUGACUGAACCAGAGUACUACAGAUUGCUUGAGGUCGCGAAACGAGACAGCGUGGGUCGCAUAGCAGAGGAUCCAGUCAUGGAGCAGAGCGGAGAUGAGAUGAGGCAGACCCGUAAUGUCAACCUGGCCUAUGGGGCCGAAAGCCCUGUGGACGCCUUUGCUCCAACCAAGAUGGGCUUCCAUGAUGUGUCAGGCAAUGUGUGGCAGUGGUGUGAGGACAACUUUGCUGCUCUGCCCAACAGCUGGGGAGUGCAUACAAUGUACGACGACUUCAGCACUCCCUGCUACGACGGCCAACACAACAUUAUCCAGGGUGGCUCAUUCAUCAGCACAGGCGACUUGGCCAGCUUUUUCGCUCGGUACCACUUCCGUCCACAUUUUUUUCAGCACGCGGGAUUCAGGGUUGUCAAGGGGAAUGGGCCACCACAGAUGUCGCACAUCGACUCACCUCCUCCACAUGUUGGGAAUUGGAAUCCAACAAGCACCCCUGUGGCUGACGGGGACACUGGCAAAGAUGAGCUGCUGGGCCGCGAGGUGUUGACUCAUUUCGUCGAUGAGGUGCGCGGCAGGCCCCUGGGCACCCAGCUGCAGGCACACAGGGGUGCGUUUGCACGGGAGUAUGUGCGGGAGGUGCUGGAGGGCACUGACGUUAAGACAGGCAGCGCCCUUGAGAUCGGGUGCUCAGUGGGGGCGGUGUGCUUCGAGCUUGCCAGACACUUCAAGCAGGUUGUUGGGCUGGAUCUGGAGGGGGAGCACGUUCAGGUGGCCAAGAAGCUGCAGCAGGAUGAUGAGAUCACGGUUGUCAGGAAGGUGGAGGGCAAGGUUACUGACACCGUUCGUGUGAAGCUCCCGCUGAAGCGCGACAUCAAAUCUCGCGUCGUUUUCCGCCACAUGGACCCCUGUGGCAUCGCCCCAGACAUCGGCGAAUUCGACGUGGUGCUGAUCACCAACAUCCUGGAGCGCAUCGCGAGCCCCAAGGCGCCCCUGCUGCGCAUGGGCGGGGCGUGCCCCAUCGUGAAGCGGGGCGGCGUCGUUGUGGUGGCCUCCACGUGCGACUGGAAGGAGAGGGUGUCCAGCAGCCAGCUGUGGCUCAGCGGCACUGAGGACCAGAAUGGGGAGAAGAAGCAGCUCUCGUCCUCCCUCCAAGCUGCGCUUGGCGACGAGUUCAAGCUCAUGAAAGAGACCGACAUCCCCCUCCUGGUUCCGGAGCAGGGGCGCAAGUACCAGCUGUACAUGUCCAACGUCACUAUUUGGAAGUACGGGAGCGCGUAG